Messenger RNA from Crotalus tigris (Tiger rattlesnake), 4801 nucleotides. Its product is annotated as disintegrin and metalloproteinase domain-containing protein 9-like. Bases 224 to 2791 code for a protein of 855 amino acids. The record is from RefSeq and is a predicted model, not a curated record. Gene Ontology annotation, biological process: proteolysis. Lineage: Eukaryota; Metazoa; Chordata; Lepidosauria; Squamata; Viperidae. Gene Ontology annotation, cellular component: plasma membrane. The transcript has 22 exons. Gene Ontology annotation, molecular function: metalloendopeptidase activity.
UGCCUGUCAAUCGCUGAGCGCGCACGUGGUCAUGCUCAAAAAGCUGCGGAACGAGUUCAUCAAUACAAGGACCAGCGCUACCCCGGUCGUGGGGAGGGGUUAGUGAACUCCUCCCGCUUGUGCGCCUAAGGUUUCAGUGCUGGUUGUUUACCCGCAGUCGUCAGAUGAACUCCGCCCGCCGGGCCGUUCCCACUUCGAUCAUCGAAGCUGGCAAGAGCGGAUCAUGUUAGCAGCCUGUUACCUGAACUUUUUCAUCUUGGGACUCAGCGCCGUGGGAAAUCUAAGCUUAGCCCUGGGCGGACAUACUCAACAGAUCUCUAUGCAAUCCACAUAUGAGAUUAUAAUUCCUAGAAGAUUAACAGACAGGGAGAAGCGCUGGACACAUUUUAACAAGGAACACUUAGAUGAUCACAUAUCUUAUUUGAUACAAACUGGAAAUGGAACACACAUUCUGAAAUUAAAGAAAAAUAAAAACCUUCUUGGGGAAAAAUUCACAAUAUAUACUUAUAACCAAGAGGGCAAGCUGGAGAGUACUCCUGUGGAAACUCAGACCCACUGUUACUACCAUGGAAAUGUUGAAGGAGUUCCAGAUUCUCUGCUUGCUCUCAGUACCUGUGAUGGCCUUAGGGGAAUUCUCUAUAUUGGUGACAAACAAUAUGGCAUGGAGCCAGUUAAAGAAUCAAAUAAAUUUGAACACUUGCUUUAUGUAUUAGAUAAAUCUCAUGAACCUUUUUCCUGUGGUGUACAAAGUGAUGACCGGUAUCAUGAACAUAUUUUAAAAUACACUAAUGUAUCACAUAGUCUGUUCAGUAAGGACACUCUUCGAAGGAAAAGAAGAAAUGUGCUACCAGAUAAACGAUACAUCGAACUCUAUAUGGUUGUUGAUAACAACAGGUAUAUAUUCAAAAGAACUAUUGAAGCUGUACAGAAAGAAACAGUUGAAUUGAUUAAUUAUGUAGAUGGGAUGUUCCAUCCCUUAAACAUACAAGUUGUCCUAAUUGGAUUGGAAAUAUGGACAAAUGGAAACCAGAUAGAGGUGGGAGGCGAUUCAGCUGGAGAUGUGUUGGGCAAAUUUGUGACUUGGAGGAAAACAAAUCUUAUUACGAGAUCAAGAAAUGAUGUUGCUCAUCUCAUCAUCGGGAGAAGGCCAUACGGUAAAACAGUUGGAAUGGCUUUCGUUGGCACAGUGUGUAGUGCAGAUCACGGAGGAUCAAUCACUACUUUCGAUCACAACUCUGCCAUAAAUCAAGCUACAGUGGUUGCGCAUGAGUUGGGACAUAAUCUUGGUAUGAAUCAUGAUGAUGGAAGAUGUCCAAACACCUAUAUAAUGCACAGUUCAGAUAACGGGUCCAGGAACUUCAGCAGCUGCAGCUCUAGUGAUUUUGAGCAACUUAUCUUGAGAGGUGGAGGAAGCUGUCUCAGAAAUUCUCCAAAGCCAAGUGAUAUAUUUACAGAGCCCAUGUGUGGCAAUAACAUUGUGGAUAGGAAUGAAGAAUGUGAUUGUGGCACUCCAAAAGAAUGUACCAAUCCUUGUUGUGAUGCUGCCAGCUGCAAGCUAACACGUGGAUCAGCAUGUGCUGAAGGAUUGUGCUGUGAAAAGUGUCAGUUCAAGGUAGCAGGAGUGGAGUGUCGACCAAAAUCAAAUAUCUGUGAUCUCCCUGAAUAUUGCAAUGGGACCUUUUAUGACUGUCCAGAAGACGUGUAUGUCAUGGAUGGCUACCCAUGUAACAAUAUGAAAGAUUACUGUUAUAGUGGAAUUUGCGAGAAUUAUGAUUCUCAGUGUGAAUCCCUCUUUGGAAAAGGAGCAAAGAAAGGACCUAAUAUUUGCUUUGAAACAGCCAAUAGCAAAGGAGACAGAUUUGGCAAUUGUGGAAUGAAGGAGGCAAAUUUUGUAAAAUGUUCCCAAGCCAAUAGUUUAUGUGGCAAGAUUCAUUGUACAUCUUUCAAACAUGAGAAUCUCCCAUCCCAGUUGUAUUUCCAGAAUCUAGAUGGAGUUUCAUGUGUGUCUACUGAAUUUAAUCUAGGAUCAGAUAUUCCCGAUCCAGCACUGGUUCAUAAAGGCACUUCUUGUGCUGAAGGAAAAGCUUGUAUUGAUUACAGAUGUGUAAAUGCAAGCUUGCUGGGUUACAACUGUGACAUAAAGAAAAAGUGUAAUGGUCGGGCGGUGUGUAACAACAAAGGCAAUUGCCAUUGUGAUCCUGGGUGGGCACCUCCAUUUUGUGAUGUGUCUGGCUAUGGUGGCAGCAUAGAUAGUGGCCCAACUCAUAUAGAUACAUCCCUUCGUGAUGGUCUUCUGAUAUUUUUUUUACUUGUGUUGCCUAUAUUAAUUCUACUUGCAAUUGCAUUUGUCAAGAGGAAAGAAAUUAAAAGGCGUCUCUUCAGAGAACGUAGAAGACAAGAAAGGACUGAAAAUGCGCAGCAAAGAAGACCACUACCUGCACACCAGAAUAAUACUCCAAGUAAACCAAAUCCACCAGAGCCAAUAAAUAGAAAGCGGCCUACUUCAAAUUCGGAAGUCUUUACAAUAUCUCACUUUCCAACUCCAAGGCCACCAGUACAAAAUCAAUUUGUUCCACCUCCACAACGACCUCCUGUACGACCACCAAUAUCACAAAGGCCUCCUUUAAGACCGCCAAUUCCACAAAAUCCUCCUUUAAGACCGCCAAUUCCACAAAAUCCUCCUUUAAGACCGCCAAUUCCACAAAACCUUCCUUUAAGACCAUCAAUUCCACGAAACGCUCCUUUAAGACCACCAAUCCCACAAAAACCCGUUUUCUCUCCUCCAUCUUGAAGAAUUAUGAUGAAAUGUAUUGUACUCUACUAGGAAAAAAUACUGUAUUAGUGAAAUGAAUUAAAAUGUAUUAUUUUUAGAAAUAUACAAACAAAGACUUCAGUUUAAUUUCUAAAACAGUAUUAAAUUAAAUUUAACUUACUUCAGGGUCUGCUGCCCUACCAAAUCAUUAUUUAGGAAAGCAAAGGCCUUAAUUAUUAGGCAACAGGAUAUUGCUUUUAUAAGUAAUACUGGUCUCAUCCCAAUAAAGUUAAAGUCAUUUACCUUAACCUAGGGCCAAACUAGAUGUUGUAGUAAAUGUGAUCAGAAACAAUGUCAGACUUAUAAAAUGUAGGACAUGUAUGUGCAAUUUUUAUUAGGAGAAAAGGUGGUUAGGGCUUUUCUUCUCUGGUUGAGGUUCCUCUCUUUCCUUUUCACUUCUAACAUAGAUUAAUUAUUAAUAUUACAAGAAAACACCUAUGGAGGUUAGUAGAGAGUAUCAUGCCCAUAAGGUCAUGAUUGGGAAAGGAAUAGUUAAAUCUGUCACACAAAUUCCCUUCUUGUACAAUCAUCCUAGUAAACGUUGGGGGGGAGACUGCUGCUCUUAACAUCAAUGACAGAUUCACUAAUUAUACAGUUGCUCUGAUUUUUUAAAAUGGGCAGUUGCUUCUUUAUAGUCAAUUGGUUUAUUACAUUAAGAAACAAUGUGAAAGCACAAGACUCAUUACAAAAUUAAUCAAUCAUUGAAGGAAGGGCUGCAGUGUAGUAUUAUCUACCUGAACAAAGAUCAGAAAGUGAUUUGUAUUGUCUAAAGUCAACAAACAUGACUUGACAGCCAUUGGUACACUAUUGUUGAUCCACAUGUAUACCGGUCACAGUUGCACAGGAGUCACACUAUCCUUAAGUGUUCUUGUAGGAUAUUUCUAAAGAUUCUUUCAACUUCCCAGGUAAAUUGUGAAUAUAUUUUAAAUGUUUCUAACACAGAAAUAGAUGAUACUUCUGUUUUCAUAUUAUACAUCUGUGAAGGUUACACAUUUUUAUUAAUAGCUUUAUCUGGCCAUUUUGAUAGUCCAUUUUGAUAAUGAGGCCAGUCAAUUGUGGUUUAUUCAUUAAAUCAUAGUUAAGGAAACACUAUCAUGUUUCAGCAUGCAGUUGAGCUUUUGUAUUAACAUGAGACAAAAGGUCAACUAUAUGCUGAAACAUGAUAGUAAGACAUGUUUUCUUAACCAUGAUUUAAUGAAUAAACCACAAUUGAGUGGGCUCAUUAAGCAUGUCAGAUCAUUUCAGGUUCAUAAUAGUAAUUUGCAUCAUUUUUCAACUGCAUUAAAGUGCAACAAUUCCGCAUUUCUGACAUACCAGCCCUGAUAGUAAUUUUGCUGGAAACGGAAACAGAAUGACAUUUCUGCACGGAUUCAUGAAACCAAAGAUUUGAUUAAAGAAUACUGUUUUCUGGUGAGCAAAAAACAAUUUGUAUCCUGACAGUGUUACUGCCUUUGUUUAAAGUUACUUACAUCAUAAUUACAGCUUGCAGGCAUAUUAUGAAUAACCAAUUCAAAUUUGUAAAUCAAAACUAACAUAUAUGGUCCACUAGAUUUAAUAUAUGCUCUUUUAUGACAACCUCAUUCCACUAUCAGGCAUAUAUGAAAUUCUACUCAGAGUUGAUUUACAAAAUGUUUUGAGAAGUUUUUAAUAUCUGCCUUUUAGUAAUAUAAUUGUGUUGAUGAACAAGCCAAUAGUAUUAUGCUGGAUACAAAUGCCAAAAUUUAGAUAUAAAAUUAUUUUUAAUGUUUACAUUGUCUGAAAAUUUAUAUUAAUAUGUAUUUUAGGGACUAUUGAAAAAAUUGAAAUUUUCUGUAAUCAAUCAAAUUUGUUAAUGGUGCUUCCACCUCUAAGCUUUUUACAUAUAUAAAGUUAUUUGCAGUUUUGCACAAAUCACUUUUGUAAUUUAGUGGUAGAAAAAUCAAUUGCACAAUUUCUGUUAAAAUGGCAAAUGUUGUGAACCAUUUUGUAAAAUAAAAUAAAAUAACUUGA